ACGACAGCUCAGUUUCCAACACAAUGCCUUUCUUUAUUUGAAUUGAUCGUCACGAAUCAGAAAUUCAGAAUUCGCUUUAGGAAACUUCAUAAGUGCACAAUGAGUUGAUCUUUUUGGUAGAGUAUUUGCUAGGGAUGAGCGAGACAGAGAUUAGCAUUCUACUACAGUGAUUAUGCAUAUAUGUGUGGGAGGUGUCGAGAGAGAUUUAUCAGCAGUCACCUCGGUCUCUGCGUGAAAUUCUAUGUUCCUCUUCUACUUAUCUUCUUCCCCUUCGCUUCUUGUACGUUGAACAGAGGAGCUGCUCUCGCCUCUGCUCCUCUUUGUCGCGUUGUUUCACCUCAAGACAUGGCUUCGCGUUCUCCUUUCUACCUUGGAAUUCCUUCGUCUUCUUCGUCACUGUAGACUGUAGUUCCUUUUUGCCAUACUUCUUUUAGCGGACUUUCUAGCCAUUGCAAAGCCAUGCCUUGUGACCUUGAAGUCGACGUCGAUGGCGAACAGACUUUCCUGCUUGAUAAGGAAGUAGUCUCAUCCUUCUGUGGCCGGCUAAGAAAUUUGAGGGACAGAGAAUCGAUCAUUUCAUCCACUACACCCUUCCAAGUUGCAAUCCAUGGCUUCCCUGGAGGAGCAGAAGCAUUUGAGCUGAUGACAAAGUUCUUAUACAACAAAGGCAGAACUGAAGUAACACCCCGCGACGCUUGCCUUCUGUACUAUGCUGCACACUCCAUGGACAUGAGUGAUGGUGUUUCUAACUUGCUUGACUUGACCGAGAAAUCUCUGGAGGGACUCCCUUACUGGUCAUGGCCUGAGAUCAUGCACGCUUUGAAACAAUGCCAAGACUUGCUUCCAGGUUCAGUUUCUUCGGGGAUGCUGGAUCGAGUGUUGGAGUCUGUUGUCGGUAGAAUCACAUCAGUAACUGACGCUAGCCCAUCUGGUUCGUCUCCUGAAAGCUCAGCACUAAGGUUGUCAGUUGAUACAAGAAGCACAAUCAGCACGAAGAACGGUUGCCAACGAAAUUGGUGGUUCGAGGAUUUCCUAAGCUUGAGCCCUGACAUGAUCGAAGAGGUCAUCAAAAACAUGGUUUUGCAGAAGUUAGAUCAUGUUCUGCUCAGUAGGUUCCUCAUGCACUAUCUAAAGAGUCACGUAUCCAGUGCCUCAUGUAACAAGAAAAAGGCUGCCGAAAUUAUCAUAGAUCUGCUCUACUCUCUUGAUGGAGGAAGCUCUGUGUCUUGUAAGGGCUUGUUCGAUGUUCUCAGGGUCUCAGCACCUUUGAAGCUUAACAAGGGCUGCCAAAUUAAACUGGAGAAUAUGAUUGGAAGAAAAUUUGACCAUGCCUUGUUAGAUAGUCUACUAAUUCCAGCACCUGCAGGGAUUGAUUGUCUCUAUGAUGUUUGUCUAAUCUUGAGAUUCUUGAAGUCUUUUCUUAGCACAAGCAAUGUUACAGAAUCGAAAGCUCGAUUGAAGCAGGCAGCACAGCUGAUGGACUCAUACUUGGCUGAGGUCGCUCCUGAUUCCUCUUUGAAGCCUUUAAUGUUUUUGUCACUUGCCACAGCUCUACCUGAUGAAACAAGAGAUUCUCAUGAUGCAAUUUACCGAGCAAUUGACAUGUAUCUUGAGGUCCAUACUCAACUACUGGAUGAAGAGAAGACAAAGCUGUUUUGUGCUAUAAACUAUGAGAAGCUCUCAAUUGAAUCCUGCAAACAUCUUGCAAUGAACUCAAAAUUCCCCUCAAGAACAGUAAUCAGGGCUCUGAUUUCUCAGCAAAGAAAGCUCAGGAACCUUCUCCAAGAGACCAACCGAUCGAAAGAAUCGCCGCCGGAGCAAAGUCGGGGCAAGAAAAAACAGUUCAGUGAUGAUCAGCAGAUCAUUCUUUACACGAAGAAGCUCGAGAUUUCAGGAGAGAACAAGAGGCUCAAGACACAGCUUCAAGGAAUGCGAUGGAAGGUGAUAGAGCUGGAGAAGAUUUGCAAGAAGAUGAAGGCGCAGGUGGAGAAGGCCACGAAGAGCAGAAGAGUUAGUCCAAGUGGAUCCAGAUCACUGCCCAGGCUUUGCUCCUGAUCUCACUCAGAUUCAUGGUGCCCACACAAUUUUGUACAUAUUUCAUUAGUGAGCAGAUUGUGUUAUGUAAGAAUCUGAGAUUUUUCUUGCUGUGAUUCCUUCCUGUAAAGCUGGUUGAGAGCAUUGCAUUUAACAUAUAGAAAUGAGAGGUUGCUGGAUUGAUCCCUUUUGAGCAAUGAGAGGUCAAUUCGUGCAGCUAUCAUAUGUUCUUCUGCUCUUUCUUUAAUCAUUGUCAUCCAUAGUACUCGCACCUUCUUGUGAGGA
Messenger RNA from Zingiber officinale, 2319 nucleotides. RefSeq names its product BTB/POZ domain-containing protein At3g22104-like. NCBI's taxonomy places the organism in Eukaryota, Viridiplantae, Streptophyta, Magnoliopsida, Zingiberales, Zingiberaceae. The coding region runs from base 460 to 2055 and encodes 531 amino acids. The record is from RefSeq and is a predicted model, not a curated record. The transcript has 3 exons.